Molecule: messenger RNA, 3349 nt
Organism: Aedes albopictus (Asian tiger mosquito)
Lineage: Eukaryota; Metazoa; Arthropoda; Insecta; Diptera; Culicidae
Exons: 2
Coding region: 246-2354 (702 amino acids)
Source: RefSeq, a predicted model, not a curated record
AGUCUUUACCCAGCAUUCUAUGAUUUAUACCCGUGAGCUGUAUAAUAAUGUCUGACUCGGUUCUGAAUUCAUCCAGUAUCUACUAGGGAAAACCAAACAGUAAAUGCAGAAAGGUUGCUAGAAGCAUAGUGAUUUCAUAGUAAUUUCAGCUAAUAAUCCAGUGUUUUUGAACUAGAUCCAGUGUUGUUUGAUAACAUAAUAAUUGUAAAGGAAAGUGUAACACGUUUUGGUGCAAAGAUUACAAAAUGAGUAAAAUCAGAUGUAUUCGUCCAUUCAAAGACAUUCAGUGUUCGAAAGAGCUGCGAUAUCUCACGGAUGGUAUCAUCCAAAAACUAAAGUCAAUUGGAUUUUCCAAGGUAUCCACACUGAACACCAAGGAUUUUCGUAUUUGUUCGUCUUGCCGUCUACAUAUUGAUUCAAGAGCUCACCUCACCCAAAACGAAGAACAAAGCGUAGCCGGUGGCUCAAGGAUGCCAACUGUUCAGACCAUACCUGUUGUACCUGAUUCGCAAAGCUAUGAAAGUUUGGUCACGAUACCAUCAGCGUCAACGCUAAGCACAAUUCAAUCAAAUGAAGACUUCACGAUGCCUGUAGACGUCGAAAUAUUCAACCGAGGAAUAGCAGCUAUUCGUGUUUCGCCUAUAGAUUUAGGUAAGGUUAAAAAUGUUCACUAUCCUGAAAAAAAGUGCGCUGAAAUCGUCGAAGGUGUACGAAGAAAUCUUUUUAAAUUAGACGCUAAAACAGAAAAAGCAAACGAGUUUAAUGAAGUCAUAGAAAAUAUGAAAAUUAAAUUUUUAAAUUCAGCCACAAGGCAAGAAAAACUAUCAAUUUUAUCAUUGUUACCAAAAUCAUGGUCAGUACAAAAAAAUGUAGACGAAUUUAAAACUAGUAGAAAUAUGGCAUCAGAUGCAAGAAAGGAAAAAAAUAAUGUAUUAGAUUCAUCUCAAGGUUCAAGCUCUGGAAAAGCUUUGAGUAAUGAAACAAAAGAACUGGUUUUGAAUUUUUUUGAGGACGAUGAUAUAAGCCGUGCAAUGCCAGGCCAAAGAGAUUUUGUUAGCGUAAAGACAGGAAAUAAGAGAUUAGCUGUUCAGAAAAGAUUGUUAAUGAUGACAUUAAGAGAAGCUUUUAAUCGCUUUAAUGAAGUGUACGUCAAUGUAAAAAUAGGGUUUUCAUCAUUUGCAAGCCUCCGGCCAAGGCAAUGUAAACUAUUGACUAUCACAGGAACACAUAAUGUUUGCGUUUGCACUACGCAUGAAAAUGUCAAUUUAAUUCUACAUAGCUUAAAAAAAUACAAUGUCUUGAAUGAUCUAAAAACAUUAACGAAUAGAUUACUUUGCGAAAAUAAGACAACUCAUUGCCAUCUACGAAGAUGUAAAAACUGCCCAGAUACCUCAGUUUUAGAAGACAGUUUAUUGAAACAACUGGAAGAAAACUUUGUUGAAAAGCUUUCAUUCGAACAAUGGGUUACCACUGACAGAUGUGAUUUAGAAACUAUUGUAAAGCAAACCGAUGACUUUGUUACAUUUUUCAGCUCAAAAUUAGAAAGUUUGAUUCCGCAUGAUUUUGUAAAAACCGAACAAUCCAAUUUUUUGAAAACUACAAAACAAAACUUGCAAGAUGGUGAUUUUUUGGCUAUUUGUGACUUUUCUGAAAAUUACAGCUUCGUUUUGCAGGAUGAAGUUCAAUCACACCAUUGGAACGUGCAACAGGCCACAAUCCAUCCUUUCGUAAUAUAUUAUACUGAAAAUAGGCAAAUUAAACAUUUUAGCUUCAUUAUAAUUUCAGAAGAACUAAGACAUGAUUCAGUCGCUGUUAAUUUGUUUAUUGAUAAAAUGAUGAACUUUAUACAAAUUGAUCAAAAUAAAAACAUGAAAAAAAUUUAUUUUAUGUCAGAUGGUGCUGCUUCACAGUAUAAAAACCGAAAAAACUUUUCUAGCCUUUGUAAGUUUAAGUCAAAGUAUGGUAUUGACGCUGAAUGGCAUUUCUUCGCAACAUCGCACGGAAAAGGUCCAUGCGAUGCUAUUGGAGGUACGAUAAAACGCAUGGCUACCAGAGCAAGUUUAGCCAAAGAACGCGAACACCCGAUAAAGACUGCAAGAGAGUUGUUUAAUUGGGCAAACAAACGAAAAGAAGAAGAACUUACAAAGUUGUCAUUUUGUUAUUCUACUACAGAAGAAUACGAAAAUAUGUCUUUGCAGCUAAAUAAUCAAUAUAAUAAUGCAAAAACAAUUCAAGGAACUCAAAAAUUCCACUCAUUUCUUCCUCUAUCAGAAAAUACAAUAAAGGCAAAGCUUUAUUCAAACUGCCCUGACAAUGAUGCCAAAAUAUUCGAUAUUGUUAAGAAAGUUGUGUAAACAAUAAUUUGAUAAAAAUACAGGAAUAAAAAUAAACUGAUGUACAAAGUAUAAUGUUAUUUUUAAUUGCGCACAAAUACCACCCCUGAAAAAUAAGCCAUAUUCGCUCUUUUGAAUCUUGCUAAUUGAGGAGCUUGCGAUAUGCAAGAGUUGAAUGCACAUUUUCAACACAAUACACCAAAAACCACUGGAAGAAAUCAUUGUUCCUGAUAGUGGGAUUUUGUAACUUGUUUUUCAAAAUACUUUUAAGGCAGAGAAUUUCACUCAAAUCUUUAAGCUGUCAGUGUCAUUUUAACUCAAAAUUUUCCAAUCUUUCCGAAAAAAAUACUUUUGAAACUGGAGAAACACGGAGUACAUUCGAAAAGGGCUAAAACUUAUUAAGUUAUCAAAAAAAUCAAUAUUAAAUUAGUAAUAUCUUCUAAACGGUGCAUCUUAGAAAAAUGUUACCGAAGUACUUUUUUCUUGCAAAUUUGAUGUACUUUCAUAAAAUUAGGGCGACAAACUUUUUUGACUUUACUUAAUAGCUUUUUUUGAAAACCGUAAUUUUUUAAAACAUUUUUUUUUUCAUUGUAACCUAUUUUUCUCCAGAACAACCCACUGUGCACUAGGUAGCAUUUUCAGUCAGCUAUAACAUAAGGAUAAUAAAAAAAAUAUUGACAUGUCACUUUUGAGGGAAAAACUAUAUUUUAGUUCAAAUCACAAAAACCAAACAUAUUUUUUUACCGUGCAUAUUUUCUCCAUAUAGCACCAACAAUUGUCUAAAACUUCGCCGAAGACACCAAACCGAUCGGACAAACCGUUUUCGAGAUACAAUUUUUUGAAGAUAUCAUGUGCAUUUUUCAUAGGCCCUUCUCAUAAGUAAGGCUAGAUUAAAAAUGGCGAACCAAGUAUGCAAAACGGCGUUUUUGUUCCCCAAAAACUUGUAUGCAAGGUUCCAUGCAAAUCAAAAAAUACAAAAAAUAAAAACUGGAAAAAUUUCCCCCUUGUUCGUGGAA